Molecule: messenger RNA, 3004 nt
Organism: Oryzias melastigma (Indian medaka)
Lineage: Eukaryota; Metazoa; Chordata; Actinopteri; Beloniformes; Adrianichthyidae
Gene: b3gnt2l
Product: UDP-GlcNAc:betaGal beta-1,3-N-acetylglucosaminyltransferase 2, like
Exons: 2
Coding region: 1445-2731 (428 amino acids)
Cellular component (GO): membrane
Molecular function (GO): protein N-acetylglucosaminyltransferase activity
Source: RefSeq, a predicted model, not a curated record
GCAACCAUAUUAUUUUUUUGUUGCCUUGGGAUGAUGAACAGAUUUAUGUUAGUAUUAGAAAAAUCGGCAAAAGUAAAUUUUUCAGUUUCCUUGGCAACGGAGGUCUUUGUUAACCGCGGCCUGAUUUGUAAUAUAUUCAUAUUGUAUGUGAUAUUUUUAUGCUCAGCAUGUAGUAAAAUUUCAUAAUAUUACGAUAAAAAACAUGCAAGCAACAGGAGAACGAGUAGCGCUGGGUUGAUAAAAUCCAUUAAUCGAUCUAAGCUAAAUAGAUAAAUAAUUGAUCCAUAAAAGUAGAGAUCGAUCUAAUGCAUAAAGCUAAAGUCCGCUAGCUUGAUGUUACCAUAUAAUGGGAUUUCUUAUAGGACGGAUAAUGCUAACAUUCAGUCGAUCUAAACGUAUAUAACUGGCUAAAUUAUUACUUGCUUACUUUCAGGCAUGAAUUUACUAAAGUCUUUAAAGGAAAUAUUUAUUUUUAAAGUAACCAUUUGUGGCCUAAAACACAGUUUUUUGCUAAUCCUUUUUUCUCUGGAGUAAGGUGUAAUGAUAAAGCACGAUCGCCACCUAGUGGCCAAACUGAAACGCCCUCCAGGAGAAGCAGAACAAUGUUUACAAUGUUAAUGAUCUGAACAUUUUUGUUAGAACUUCUCCUUUAAACAAUCCAUGUAGCACUUUAUGAGAUUAACAAUCUCAUUAUUUCACUGAUAUAUUUGUGAACUGUAUCAGAUUAAUGUAAAUAUAUUAAAUCAUAGAUUAUUAAUGCAUUUCUAAACAAAUGUGUCAAAUUGUGUAAAUUCAAAAUUGUAUUGAAUUGAGGAAUCUAAAAAAUGGGAAUGGAAUCAAAUUGUUUCUGGAAAUUAUAAUCGAUAUUCAGCCCUAAUUUUUUGAAUAAAGGUGCUGUAAGAAAGAAGGAUUACAUAAAACAAAUUUGGCUUUUUUUUUUUUUUGCUAAAAAUGUCAUAAAAUUUAGUUUUUUCUUUACAUUUGGAUGAGAACUGAAAAGGAACUCUUCCCGUCCCCGUGUAGCUCCACACUAAAGUCAACCUCGUGUCUGAAACGGUCUGAAUCAACCUGUGUGAGCUCAGCUUCCUGGGCGUGGCCUCCAGCCCAGCCCCGCCUUAAAUCCCCGCGCGGACCUGGCGCGCGCGCACUUCACUACCUGCGCGGGUGCGGAGCCUUCAGCGGCGGAUUUCCGGGGGGAAAAUGCGCUUUGAAAAAUGAUGCAGGAUCCGAACACUGGUAAAAAGCUGGAAGAAAAGACACCGGAGCUCAUUUCUUCCUCCUUCUCUCGGGUUUUCUUCUACCUUCUCGUUUUCUCGGUGCAUCCAGAGCGUCACCUCCUGGCUGAGAGCCUGUAACCCGAGAGCCUCACCCCGCCCUUCUCCUGAAAGAGGAUCCAUUUUUAGAACCAUUCUCCGCCCAGAUUUGUUUACCCCACCCCGAGCCAAUGAAACGCGUCAGAGCCUACAGCGCAAUGGUUUUUGUUUUCUGCGUGCUGGUCAUCUUCCUCUACUCCACUCUGCACCUGGAGCCAGCGUACACAAUCACCUCCACAGCCGAGGGCUCCCAGAAGCUGCGCAGACUGCACGCCCCCGAGGUGCAGGUGAAAUCCACCCCCGAGCACACCCGCUUCACCACAGCCGAGACGUCCGAGGCCGUUUUGCAGACGGUAUCGGUGUCCAAGGACCUGAGGGAGAUGAUCCCCAAGAACGAGGCCUACUGGAACCGGCUGAUGCACACGGCGCUGAAGGGUUUGGACAGCGGCGACUUCUCCUUCAGACGGGAGUCCCCCUGGUCCGUGUGCCGGGUGGAGAACCAGGAGCUCCUGCAGCUCAACAUCCACGACUUCAACUCCUACCCCCCCCUGCUGCAGACGUUCGUGCGCGGCAUGACCUGCAAGUCCCCCCCGAUUCUGAUCGACCAACCCAACAAGUGCAUCGCCAACAACAAGAAGGAGUACAACCAGACCUUCCUGUUGCUGGCCAUCAAAUCCAGCCCCCGGAACUUCGAGCAGCGGCAGACGGUGCGGGAGACGUGGGGCCGGGAGGGCGUGCACCACGGCGGGCUGACGGUGCGCACCUUCUUCCUGCUGGGCAACUCCACCCCGGACGACCCCGACAUGAGCGCCCUGCUGUCGUACGAAGCGGAACGCUUCGGGGACAUCCUGCAGUGGGAUUUCCACGAGUCCUUCCUGAACCUGACCCUCAAGAUGAAGGUCUUCCUGCAGUGGACGCUGAAAAACUGCCCCCAGGUGUCCUACAUCUUCAGCGGGGACGAUGACGUUUUCGUCAACACGCCGGGGCUUCUCAACUACCUCAAGUCUUUGGACGCUUCCAAAGCGGAGAACCUGUACGUCGGACACGUCAUCAGCACGGCGAGCCCCCUCCGAGACCCCAGAAGCAAAUACUACAUCCCCAUGAGCUUCUAUAACGGCGCUUACCCCGCCUACGCGGGAGGAGGCGGCUUCAUCUUCUCGGGGGGACUGCUGCAGCCCCUAUACUCCGUUUCUCAGGUCCUCCCCUUCUACCCCAUCGAUGACGUUUACUUCGGAAUGUGCGCCAAGGCUUUGGGGAUUUCCGCCGUCGCGCACGAAGGCUUUCAGACGUUUGACAUCAAGGAGCAGGACCGCAGCAACGUCUGCGUGCACAAACACCUGAUGCUGGUGCACCAGCGCUCGCCGCAGCAGACCAAGAAGCUGUGGAGGGGCAUUCACAGCCCCAUGUUGACUUGUUGAGUGAAGGAUCGCUGCAGGGCUCGUCACUGUAAAUAAAAAAAGAGGGAAAAACUUCGCCCUGCCCUAGAAAAAUAUUUACAAGAAGUUAUUUAUUUUCCAAAACCUGCAGCACUAAAGACUCAUGGGAAAGCGGCCCAACUUGCUUUUUUUUUUAGUUGGUGCUUUUACAGUUUUAUAUGUGUUUAAAAUGUACAUUUUCUUGCAAGUCUAAUCAGAAUUGAAGCAGCUUAAAUGUCUCGCUAAUGAUCUUCAAUUAAAAAUCACAAUGAGAAA